AUGCAUCCCGCCACGGUCUCACCACCGCCACCAAACCCACCACCACCACCGACCACAACCCAAACCCUUGACGAAAUUACCACACUUCUCUGCCAUCUACUCCCCUACUCACUCUCCGUCAAAUCAUUCUCUACCCGCUGGCAAAUCAUCCGGUCAAAGCUCGCCACUCUCAAAUCCUCCAUCUCCGAAAUCUCCGACUCUCCCCACUGGUCCGAAAACCCUCUUCUCCAAACCCUCCUCCCCAACCUCCUCUCCACGCUCCACCGCGUCCAGACCCUCUGUGACCAAUGUUCCGACCCCUCCUUCAACCCCGGCAAGCUCCUCAUGCAGUCUGACCUCGACAUGGCCACCGGCUGGCUCUCUAAGCAAAUUCAGGACCUCGAUUUGCUCCUCCGGUCCGGCGUCCUCCGUCAAUCCAAUGCCAUCGUGCUCUCUCAACCCGGUCCAGGCUCGGCUAAAGAAGAUCUGGGGUUCUAUAUUAAGGACCUCUUCACAAGAUUACAGAUCGGAGGCAUUGAGUUCAAGAAAAAGGCCAUGGAGUCUCUGCUUCAACUUCUCUCUGAUGAUGAAAAAUCGGCCAGUUUAGUGGCUAGGGAAGGCAAUGUUGGUUAUUUGGUUCAUCUUCUUGAUCUGAAUACCCAUCCUUCACUAGUAGAACAUGCCGUUUCAGCCGUAUCGAUUUUAGUUUCCGCUAACGAUCUGUCCAGAAAAUGCGUGUUUGAAGAGGGAGGAUUGGGACCGUUAUUGAGAAUCAUCGAGUCAGGUUCAAUGGGAUUGAAGGAAAAAGCAGCCAUGGCCGUCGAAGCCAUCACCGCCGAUUCUGAUAAUGCUUGGGCUAUCUCAGCCUACGGCGGAGUUUCUAUACUCAUCGAAGUGUGUAAGUCCGGAUCAAUUGCAGCACAAUCACAUGCGGUUGGGGCAAUCAGAAAUGUAUCAACCGUUGAAGAUAUUAGGGUUUCUUUGGCGGAAGAAGGGGCUAUUCCUGUUUUAGUCCAAUUGCUUAAUUCAGGCACCGCCUUGACUCAAGAAAAAUCGGCAAAUUGUAUUGCAAUUCUUGCUUCCUCCGGUGAGAAUUUUCGAGAAUUAAUAUUGCUACAAGAUAAGGGAUUGCAAAGACUAUUGCAAUUGCUUCAUGAGUCGUCGAAUUCAGAUACGGUAGAACACGUUCUGCGAGCUAUCUAUUCACUUUCAGCUUCCGAAUCAGCUUCUCGGGUUUUAUCAUCUUCAACUUCGUUUAUAAUACAAUUAGCAGAGAUUAUAAAGCAAGGAAACAUAGUUUUACAGCAUAUUUCUGCUUCGUUGCUCGCUAAUUUAUCGAUGAGUGAUGGCAACAAAGGGGCUAUUUCUGGAUGUAUGGGUUCAUUACUGAAGCUAAUGGAAUCAGUCAAGCCUGAUGGCAUUCAGGAGGUGGUUGCGAAUGCAUUGGUUUCGCUGUUGGCGGUGAGAUCCAAUCGGAAAGAUUUGGUGAGAGAUGAGAAGAGUCUGAUGAGAUUGGUUCAGAUGCUUGAUCCUAGGAAUGAAUUGGUUUCCAAAAAGUUUCCGUUGGCGGUGGUAUCGGCGGUAAUGGGUGGUGGGAGUCAGGGGUGCCGGAAGAAGUUAGUGGCCGCCGGGGCUUAUGGGUAUUUGCAGAGGUUGACGGAAAGGGAGGUCGCCGGAGCUAAGAAGGCUUUACAGAGACUUUCCGGGAAUAGGCUGAAAAGUAUUUUCAGCAGGACUUGGAGGGAAUAA
This is a messenger RNA of Ilex paraguariensis (yerba mate), 1728 nucleotides long. The record is from the annotation of a GenBank genome assembly. NCBI's taxonomy places the organism in Eukaryota, Viridiplantae, Streptophyta, Magnoliopsida, Aquifoliales, Aquifoliaceae.